AGAAUCCGCAUACAGUACAAAAGGCACACGACAAUAUACAGAACACAACACAACACAACACAACACAACACAACACAAAAGAACAGAACAGAACAGAACAGAGCACAACAGAACUCAUUCAUCAGGAAUGGCUGCCGCAAGCAACACGAAUGCGCUGGUUUCAAUCGUAGUCCCUCGGCUGCUGCUCUUUCUGCAGCUCGGGGCCCUUGCCCUACCGGCCGCGGGUGAUUUUGCCGACGUCAAUUCGAUUCUCCGAGACGUCGCGGUGAGGUUGCCCGACGUUCCUACCAUGGGGGGUUCCGGGUAUUCGAUCGAUCUGACCGAAGUCGUCUGCACCGACAUCUACAUCGAGGAUGCCCACCUGGCGAGCCGGAGCGUGGGCUUGCUGCCCAACAGCGGCGGGAGCAGCGCGGGAGUGGCGUCCUCGGGAGUCGAACUCCAAUGGUCGAUAGAGGGGCUGGCCUUUAAUUGCCAGGCGAAAUACAAAUACAAGGGAUUGCUGGGGAUUGUCAACCGAGGAGAUGUGUAUCUCUACAGCCGCGACAACAAGGUCGUGAGCACCGCCACGGUAAGGUCUCUUCUGACCGGAUCGCCAAGUCCUCCCACGGAAAUUUCCAUGAACUCCUGUCUUCCAACGGUCGAGAUCGUCGACGUCGAUUUCGACAACGGUGGCUUUGUCGGCUGGGUUUUGGACGCCAUCGAAGGCCUGCUGAGAACGGCUAUGGAACUCGUAGCCAGCGACAAGAUUUGCGAGGAGCUCCAGGCCUUUUUGGAAGUCAACACGAAAGACCUGUUGGAAUACAUUGCGGGGGAGAACGGAUUGGAGCCCUACUUGUUGCCAGGUGCGGCGGCUUUGUCGCGUGAUCCCGAACAGCUGGAAGAAGAUUUCGUCGAGCGAUUGAAGCUGACGCCAUCGAUCGCCACCGAUUCGUCCACAACAAAAGCAACAGGAGCGACGGAGCUUCCUGCUACAACGGAACUGCUUAGUUUUUCAAAGCAGGAUACGUCGUCGGGGCGAUGGAUGAAUGAAUUGAUCCAAAAAGGAGUAUUCGCGUCUAACGAAAUGGUGUCCAUUGAAUCCGACAACGAUGCGGUGGGCCCCGCAACGGAGAAGGAUGAAUUGCAGGUGAACCAAUGGCUGCGAGAAUUCGUGUUGGAGGAAGAUGGUGCCAUGGUCCUGACUGCCUCCUCUGUUGGUCCCGAUGGAUUUCCAAGGGACGGUGUUUUGUACGACGCCGAAGACGUUGUCACACAUACCACAAUUGUCCUGGACCGUGUGAAGUUGCUGGGACUGGACACGCUCACCCAUUUCAGCCCGUUCGAAGUGGCCGGAAACUACACCCUGGAAACCUACCUAGCGUGGAAGUAUCUGGCACUCGAGGUAGACGUGACCGCCACGGUUCGUCCGUCGACGAGGCCGGAUUCCGUGAUCGAAACGGAAGGCACCUCGACACAAGUAAAGAUUGUCGAGCAGGUCAAACUCAUGCUGGGGGUGGACGGACUUACGGCAGGGGCUUCUCUCAUGGCGGCACUGAACCAAACGGCCCUGGAGAACAACGUGAGACUGGGUUCGCUGCUCAGGUCCAACACAGCCGCCAUCGACUGCCUCUUGUCCACCGUUGUUGAUCUAGAAUUUUCCACCCUAUCGGUAGAAGUCACCAACGAUGUCCUGACACCAUCGAUCGAAGGCCUGGUUUCGCCCGGAUUAGAUCGCCUCUUUUCUGAGGCCAUGGAUGCAUCCUUUUUGAUGUACGAACGUGUUCUGAUGGAGGCUGCACCGGUCUAUUUCCAAAACGAGUUGAGACCAAUGCUGACGCAGAGAAUCUUGCACGAAUAUCUGUUGCAGCGGCCACCAACUACCGGGGAAAGAGGCACUGUUGGUAGUGUCACACAAAACAGCAACAGUCGGACUUGUAUUCCGUGGACAAGCAACGAGGUCGAUGAUGAUAAACCAAUAGACUUUCGGGACUUGCUCCUCACAGCCGAAGAUGCCACUGACUUGGGAGGUUCGGGAUCCGCUGCAUACGGUAACCUCUUUUCUAGCAUGAUCAUGCCCUAUAUCAACGAAGAAGUACUAGAUCCCGACACAUUCAACACGCAAUGGAUCCGCAAAAUGACAAAGGAACAGUCCGGGAAAGAAGGGGUAUUGGAAUUCAAAGAUGUCUAUCGAUACCUCAAUGUCUCAUCGACAUCGCCCUUGUACGACAAGCUCGAUUUUCGAAUCUCGAAGAUUACCGUCUCCAACAUUGAUACAAUAGCAGCACCACUAGAGUUCAUGCAACCAACCAACCAGGGUAAUGUUCUAUCGAAUCAGCUAGCGAUGCAUUCGGUCACAGAUGAUGCCGGAAGAUUCCGUUUCCUUAACGUCACUCUUCAGGUGUAUAUGGGGAUCGAGGGAGACAAGUCGCCGUUGCAAAUGACUAACGUCGUAGAUUUCAGUAUCUCGGUUCCGGCCUCCACUUUUUCUGUUGAAAUCCUGGCCGACUUGAAAGAAAGAUCACUCCUUGAAUUCCCCUUGAAGGAUCUUGUAAAUCCACACUGUUGGCUAGCUGCAUUUGGCAGCGACCGAGAGGAUGACGAGGUGGAAGCCGAAAGCUUGAAAUCCAUCGAGAUUGAAUCUCUUUCAUUCAAUAUCUUGACGUUCUAUUUGGAUUCGGUGUGUAUAUCUGCGACGAGUCCGGGAUGUGGCUCCAUCUCCGAUGUAAUAUACGAAUUGGAAGAUGCCGCUUUUGCCACAUCCUUUCGAAAGCCAAUCAUCGAUCUUGUUGAAGACGUUGUUUUAUCACUCUGGGAUGCGUUGGAUGUCUCUGAGUUGAUCAAGCAAGCACAUAAAUUUUGUCCCCACUCGGAUAAAUUCGAAGCUUCAGCCCCAGAACCUACGGUUGAAAUGCCUAACCUUUCUGGAGUGUCGAGAAACUCGUCUCAAACUAUCCUAGCCUUGGGUAUUGUAGGACUACAAACAGCGAUUAUUGUUUCAGCCAAGAACCAUCUUCUCUUGGCUGAUAAUAAGCCACUUGUACCGAAUGACCAAUCACCAUCAGCUAAAUCAGAAACAAUGCCAUUUCCAGAAGGAAGUGAAAUUAUCGAUUGGAACAAUCUGUCGGACCUUGGAAGCUGGGUUGAUAUCGCGUUCGACGAAUUCCGGAAUUACCUUUCAAAAAGCGUCGUUGCUUCCACCGAAAGUUCAAAUGAAGUCCUUUCCCGGGAUCUUGCUUCGGACAUGACACUCCAAAUAAAUACUAUGCUACGAGAAUAUAUUCUCGAUAAGUCUAGAUCCCUCGAAUACGAGCUCAAGGAUUUGUCAUUUAUGGCUUUCGGUGUCACUAUUACUAUCUCAAAAGUGCGGAUAAGAGGUUUGGAUACGGUCACUGCGAUCGAGCCGUUGGUCGUUUUGGAUUCACAAAAAAUGAACACUAAACUGCAACUAGACGAUCUGAGCUUUGUUUUUGAAUGCCGUGUCACAAGAAUGGACGAAACAUGGACUGAUGAAAUCGAUCUAGUGUAUAAAGCAAAGGAUGUUCA
Pseudo-nitzschia multistriata is the source of this 3522-nucleotide messenger RNA. NCBI's taxonomy places the organism in Eukaryota, Bacillariophyta, Bacillariophyceae, Bacillariales, Bacillariaceae. The record is from the annotation of a GenBank genome assembly.